GUGAAAGGCUUGCUGCUCGAGUAUGUUCCCGGUCCGACGCUCACGGAGAUGCCGGAUGUCAUACCAAAAGAGAGCUGGCAGGGCAUCGUUGACCAAGCGGUGGGGGUCGUGCGUGCGUACUCGCAUCUGGGCAUCUUAAACAAAGACGUGCGGUGUUCAAACUUUGUGAUCAACGAGAGUGUUCCGGAUGGAGACGAGAGAAGAGUUAUGAUGGUGGACUUUGGACUUUGCGAGUUCAGGCCAGAGGGCAUGAAGGAUGAGGAGUGGGGUAGGAAAAAGUGUACUAAAGACGAGGAGGGGGCUGUG
Messenger RNA from Zymoseptoria tritici IPO323, 306 nucleotides. RefSeq lists its product as uncharacterized. The transcript has a single exon. The record is from RefSeq and is a predicted model, not a curated record. Lineage: Eukaryota; Fungi; Ascomycota; Dothideomycetes; Mycosphaerellales; Mycosphaerellaceae. Gene Ontology annotation, molecular function: protein kinase activity; ATP binding. The annotation marks the transcript as partial. Gene Ontology annotation, biological process: protein phosphorylation.